AUGCAAAUUUUCGUUAAGACCUUGACAGGCAAGACCAUCACCCUCGAGGUUGAGUCCUCCGACACCAUCGACAAUGUCAAAUCUAAGAUCCAGGACAAGGAGGGUAUUCCUCCAGACCAGCAAAGAUUGAUUUUCGCUGGUAAGCAACUUGAGGAUGGCAGAACCCUUUCCGACUACAACAUCCAGAAGGAAUCCACUCUUCACUUGGUCCUCAGAUUGAGAGGUGGUAUGCAAAUUUUCGUCAAGACCUUGACCGGUAAGACUAUCACUUUGGAAGUCGAGUCUUCCGACACCAUCGACAACGUCAAGUCUAAGAUUCAGGAUAAGGAGGGUAUUCCACCAGACCAGCAGAGAUUGAUCUUUGCCGGUAAGCAGUUGGAAGACGGUAGAACCUUGUCCGACUACAACAUCCAAAAAGAGUCCACUCUUCACUUGGUCCUCAGAUUGAGAGGUGGUAUGCAAAUUUUCGUCAAGACCUUGACCGGUAAGACUAUCACUUUGGAAGUCGAGUCUUCCGACACCAUCGACAACGUUAAGUCCAAGAUCCAGGACAAGGAGGGUAUCCCACCAGACCAGCAAAGAUUGAUUUUCGCUGGUAAGCAGCUCGAGGACGGUAGAACUCUCUCGGACUACAACAUCCAGAAGGAGUCGACUCUCCACUUGGUUCUUAGAUUGAGAGGUGGUAUGCAAAUCUUUGUUAAGACCUUGACCGGUAAGACCAUCACUUUGGAAGUUGAAUCUUCUGACACUAUCGACAACGUCAAGUCCAAGAUUCAGGACAAAGAAGGUAUUCCCCCAGACCAGCAGAGAUUGAUUUUCGCUGGUAAGCAAUUGGAAGAUGGUAGAACUUUGUCUGACUACAACAUUCAGAAGGAAUCUACCCUUCACUUGGUUCUUAGAUUGAGAGGUGGUAUGCAGAUCUUCGUCAAGACAUUGACUGGUAAGACAAUUACCCUUGAGGUUGAGUCCUCCGAUACUAUUGACAAUGUCAAGUCCAAGAUUCAGGACAAGGAGGGCAUCCCACCUGACCAGCAGAGAUUGAUCUUCGCUGGUAAGCAAUUGGAAGAUGGCAGGACCCUCUCUGACUACAACAUCCAGAAGGAAUCUACUCUUCACUUGGUGUUGAGAUUGAGAGGUGGUCAGUGA
Candidozyma duobushaemuli is the source of this 1146-nucleotide messenger RNA. It is a transcript of the gene UBI4, whose product is annotated as ubiquitin. Gene Ontology annotation, molecular function: ubiquitin protein ligase binding; protein tag activity. The coding region runs from base 1 to 1146 and encodes 381 amino acids. Lineage: Eukaryota; Fungi; Ascomycota; Pichiomycetes; Serinales; Metschnikowiaceae. Gene Ontology annotation, cellular component: cytoplasm; nucleus. The record is from RefSeq and is a predicted model, not a curated record. Gene Ontology annotation, biological process: protein ubiquitination; modification-dependent protein catabolic process. The transcript has a single exon.